AUGCAUGCGUGCGAUGCGUUGGAAGACGCGCCGUCCGAGCUAGAGCCUGCUGAAAGAGGAGAUCUCAAAGUGCAACAUCUGGGAAGAACAGACCUUGAGCUCCUCCAUCACCACGAGCUCAAAUGGAAAGAAGCUACAAGGAGUGACCUUCAACAAGUGGAACAUCAGGCAUACAGUGAUCGUGUGUCGUAUCUCGCGGCGCAUGAGGACGUCCCCUUUGUGUAUGCAGUGACGAGCUUUGGUACCAGGGCAAGGAUGUGGACUUGCGAACCCGAUGCGACGUAUCUGGAACCGGGCUUCGGAUCUGGAGAGCUGGCUGAACCCUCGCAAUAUAUCGAGGCUCAUUCCAGCGAAGCAACCGAGUUACGAAAGGGAUAUGAUCGUAUGAAGAGAGAUUUCCACCAGUUGCACGUCGGGGUAUUGAGAUUGGGGAGAGAUCUCCAGAAUCAUCUCGCCGCGAUUAGCUCCAGAGGAACCCACUUGGAGCGUCGAGAAGAUGGUGAAGUUGGAGUAUACUACCAUGGACCACCGUCUGCAGGAAUGGUCGUUGCUCCUAGCCCGAAAAUCCGAAUAUUCCUGACACGUAUCUCGUCAAAGGAUACUGCAACUCGACAUUCACCAGUCCGAAGCCUCCCCUUGAAUUUUCGAAGGUUCUCUCGUCCAUCGUAUCGAUUGCUGACCAUUGAGACGUACGAAGUGCCGCGGAAGCACAACCUCUUCAGAUAA
Exophiala spinifera is the source of this 726-nucleotide messenger RNA. RefSeq lists its product as uncharacterized. Bases 1 to 726 code for a protein of 241 amino acids. NCBI's taxonomy places the organism in Eukaryota, Fungi, Ascomycota, Eurotiomycetes, Chaetothyriales, Herpotrichiellaceae. The record is from RefSeq and is a predicted model, not a curated record. The transcript has a single exon.